This is a messenger RNA of Rhincodon typus (whale shark), 1722 nucleotides long. It is a transcript of the gene umad1, whose product is annotated as UBAP1-MVB12-associated (UMA) domain containing 1. The transcript has a single exon. Bases 82 to 285 code for a protein of 67 amino acids. NCBI's taxonomy places the organism in Eukaryota, Metazoa, Chordata, Chondrichthyes, Orectolobiformes, Rhincodontidae. The record is from RefSeq and is a predicted model, not a curated record.
AUUAUUUUUCCUUCCUAUUCUCAGGGAGAAUCGACAAAUUUAUAUCCAGUACGAACAGAUGGAACAUGGACUGCUCAGCAGAUGAAACAAACAUUAGAAAGCUCUCCUGUAACUGCAGAGCUUCUCAGUGACGUGCCAUUCACUUUAGCCCCUCAUAUUCUGAUGUUACAGGCCAGUUUUCAUGAUUUCCCAGCCACCUUACAUCUACCAAAGAAUAUGAAUGAAAAUGUAGCAAAUUUCUGGUAUGAUUUUACUCUUGAAAACUCUGUACUUUCUGAUUCCUAAACAUUUAUUGCUGCUCGUUGCAUAGAAUUACCGGCCAUUCCAAACAUUGCAAUUUAGUGUGUCAAUUGAUUAAGUCUUGAUUUACUUUAACCAAUAACUUCCUCCAACAAUUGAGUUGCUCAUAUUUGUUAAUAAUUGUGAAUCUCAGCCAGAAGAUUGUUUGAAUAACAACUAACAUCUCUACAAGAAGAGUGAUGCACUUAAUUUAGGCAAGAGUGAUUUUGAACUAAGAGUCCCAAUCACUUUUAUAGUUCAGCAAGCUUGGCAAAGGUACAGGAAGGACACCUAUCUUCUUCUUUUAAGUGAAUACACUUCUAAAUAAAGACAUGCAAUACAAAGUGGGAAGUUAUUCUGGCAAUUAUACUGAUAUCAUACCUACCAUGUCAUGAUCAAGUUUUUUGGUGCUGACCCUUGUCAUUGCGUUCAUUUUGUCAGAAAUUUUGAUGUCUGCAUGGAAACAUGAUGUUACGAAGGGGCUUAAACAUUUCAAAAUAAAACUUGUCAUCUGUAGAUGUUCAUAUCAGUGUCCCGGCCUAAACCAUUCUCACUUUGUCUUCUGGAAUGUAAUGUUAUGGUGUUGUGAGAUAGGAAGGGACUAAACAUUAGACACUACUUGUAUCUCUGGCACAUGUUACUAUAUGCCCAGAUGCUGCUGUGAAAUUUCUUAUUCAUGACUUUAGCAACAUUUCAUGUGAUUAUUGAGUCUUUUGUAUUGGUAGUUGGUAGAAUCUAACUGCUUAUAUAAUAGACCACAAUAACUCCAUUCUGGCAUGUGGAAAUAUUAUACAAAAUGCAGCUCUAUCUAAAUAGACCAUUAUAACAAUGAUGAUUUUGUUUACUGACAGUUUGUUCAUUUUCUUUUGAGCAUUGAAAAAUACUAUCAAACAAUGGAAUUUGCUUCAUAACUAUAUCACGUGACAAUGGAUUAAAUGUCUCAGUUGUGACUUUGGUGUCAUAAUAAAGUGCCCUAUUUACUAUAUGGAUUGUUUUUACCUUUUUAUGUGUCACAUUAAUCAUUUUAUAUGGCUCUCUAAUGUGAGAAACAAUAGUUUCCACGUGGAAAGUUGCAGCUACUAAUAUAGUCAUGAACUAAACUUAAGAAUGAUUCUGCAUUAGAAAUACCCUGUCAUGUGAAAUUAUUUUAGUUGUGCUGUGCCCUGCUAUUACUCUAAAAAGCUGUUAUCUUCAUAUUGGCUGGGAUUUUGUGGUAAGAAUAAUUGUUAGGCUGCCAGCAGUACUUAGCCUAUUAGCCACACUGUGUAUAGUAGUACCUAUUACUGUACUGUAUAUGCGCCAGAAAUGUUAGCACAUGGCCAUUCAUGUGUGAGUAAAAUCUCCACGGCAUUGAAAAUUAACUUCUACAGGUUUAUAGAUCUGUACCUUCUGAUUUCUAUACUUAAUUGAACUUGGAAAAUAAACUAAAGUGGUUGUAAUUAC